AUGGUUCUUGGAAAUGCAGGCAUCACGCGUCGGGCAGAAGAUCGCUCAAGAAGGUCGAUGGUAGCCUGUAACCGUUGCCGAUCUAGAAAAACUCGCUGCGCCGGCAAUCCACCCCACCCUUGCGCAGCAUGCGUGGAUGUGGGCAAGCAUUGCGUAUAUUCAGAGGCUGAAAAGCGAGUCUCCAUAACGGAAAGCUAUUAUCGUCAAUUACAAUCGCAAGCUCCUGCGUCACGAGAAGGUAGUCAUCCAACGCCGUCAAGUGAGCCAUCGGUAUCCAAUCGCUACUCUAAUGAGGGGCCAUCAGAACGCGACGACUGGUGGUACAAAGGGACGGACAAUCUAUUCUUGAAUCGGUCUGGAGAACAUCAUUUCGUGGGUGCCUCGUCCACCACACAUCUCGCGAAACGGCUCAAUCCCGGCUCCAAAAACCUUGCAUGGGAUGUGCGCCCACUUUAUGAUGACCCUUCAUCAUUAAGAAGACCGGUUGGUGGCUCAUUGCCUCAAUUACCACCUUUCGAGUUUGCCAAGCGACUCUUUUGGGUACAAUACGCUUACAUCGGUACAAUCUUCUCCCUUAUUCAACCCUUGGAGUUUGAAGAACGGCUCGAUCUAGUCUAUCACCAACCACUUAACUUUUCACAUCGUGAAUCUUGCCUAGUAUAUUGUCAGACACUGUUGGUUAUUUCCUUUGGCUUGAUGUACAGUGUGAACCAAUGGAUUGGCGAGGAAGGUCCUCCCGGCUUCAAGUAUUUUAAGCAUGCGUUACGUUUCUUGCCAGAUAUUCACGAAGAGGGCUCGAUUCUAUUCGUCGAGGUGCUAUGCUAUGUGGCAUACUAUAUGCAGAAUUUGAACAGGCGGGACGCAGCCUUCCUCUACAUCGGCCUUGCUCUGCGCAUGGCUAUCUCCCUAGGCCUACAUCAAGAGGUGUCUGAUCCCACAAUAAGUGAAUCCGAUCGCAACCGUCGACGUCGGGCUUGGUGGUCUGUCUACAGCUUGGACCGGCUACUCUCGGUCAAGUCUGGUAAUCCUAUCACGAUUCAAGAUGAAGACAUUGGGAUAACUUGGCCCACACCUGUGGGUGGAUCAACCUUCGAUCCAUGGCCAUCGACUGUUCUUACCCAUUAUACACAACUGUCCCGUAUAUUGGGGCGGAUUGGGGAAGAAAUUUACAGAAAGAAACCUGGAUCCGGAUCCAACCUCGUUGCUUCUGUGCAGAGUAUCACCAAUGACCUUUCUGGCUGGCUGCGACGGGUCCCAGAACGGCUCCGCAUCGAUCUUACUACCCUCGAUACCCAUAUCAACCGAGAGUCUGUCUCAAUCAACUUGCACUUCUACUCAUGUGUGAACAUGACUGCACGCCCGUUGGUCUUCUAUAUCAUUCAACGGCGACUUGAUGCGGAAGCCCUUGGAUCCGCAACGGAAGAUUGGAAAGAAGGGCUGGCUCCCAAUACUGUCGCCGUUAUUGACAGCUGCAUCACAGCCGCGCGAGCAACCACUGUGAUCAUGGAUGCAGCUGCAAAACAUAAUCUCAUUGCUACAUAUGGAUACCUCGAUGGUGAAUAUAUCUUCUCCGCUGCACUUCUACUGGUCAUGGUGAAUGCCGCGUUUCCGCCUAAUGAAACCAAUGCCCGGGCCAUGGAGACUGCACUGAACCUUCUUCGAGGUAUGGCAGAUCGGGGAAAUACAUAUUUGGACUCGCGUCACUCACUACUGUUGGAAUUACGGGCGGCCAUUGGACCUAGCCCCGCCGAAGAAAAGGAUACCGAUAUGACAAGUUCUCUUACUGCAGGCCAAAAGGGCCCUGUGACGCCAAUGACCGAAAACGGUGGAAAUACCUCGGACGAUAUUCCAGAUCCGAGUGCAGAGUUAGCAGCUUCACAAGUGCUUAGUUAUAACUGGCCACAACAGCCAGAUCUCCCUUCUUUCCGGGAUAUUGCCUUUCAGUUCGAUCUAAACGAUGAUCCGGCACUCUGGGAAGGGGCUUUAGAUCAAAUCGACAUUGAUAUGGACACUGACUGGAUCGAGAAUACUUUAAAGCGAUAA
Penicillium hordei is the source of this 2043-nucleotide messenger RNA. RefSeq names its product transcription factor domain-containing protein. Lineage: Eukaryota; Fungi; Ascomycota; Eurotiomycetes; Eurotiales; Aspergillaceae. Gene Ontology annotation, molecular function: DNA-binding transcription factor activity, RNA polymerase II-specific; zinc ion binding; DNA binding. The transcript has 9 exons. Gene Ontology annotation, biological process: DNA-templated transcription; regulation of DNA-templated transcription. The record is from RefSeq and is a predicted model, not a curated record. Bases 1 to 2043 code for a protein of 680 amino acids.